Messenger RNA from Pieris macdunnoughi, 2403 nucleotides. The record is from the annotation of a GenBank genome assembly. Lineage: Eukaryota; Metazoa; Arthropoda; Insecta; Lepidoptera; Pieridae.
AUGGGGUCCCAUCCAAAGAAAAACUCGGCAGAGUGGUUUAUUGGAAAACUUAACGUAGAUAAUGCUAAAUUGUUAGCAUUUUUUCUUGUUUUAGGCUUUAUAGGAUAUCAUGGAAUAUUACACUUGAGAUACGGCCCGGAUUCAUGCACUUGGCUACUGUCAUCUGGCAGAUAUAAGGGUGAUCAUGAAUGGCAACCAUAUGGCUGUAUGUUACAUAAAUAUUCCAAGACAGAUGCAAGAAGAUGUUUACGAUACUUAGCAUUCUGGGGCAAAUACAAUAGCUUUGCAUUUAUCGGUGACUCAAGGCUUGAACAAUUGUACGAGCAUUUUAUCAGUGGCCUAAAAACUCGUCUAGAUAUAGAUACAUCAUACUCAACAAUAGACCAUCACACACCCAAUUAUACAUAUGUUGAUAACAAAUUGAGAUUAUCUGUUACUUUUAUAUGGAGUGACGACAUAUCUAAAACUAUGGUGGAAAAGUUUAGGAUGUGGCAAAUUUCUGACAGACCACCAUCAGUAAUUGUCGCAAGUAGUGGUCUUAAACUCAUCCUCAAUCGAAACAUAACUGAGGCGAAUCUAGAAGAAUACAAGAGAAACUUGACACGUUUAGUUCAACCGAUUGAUGCAUUAGCACUGCGGGGAACACAGGUUCUUUGGAAGUUGUUGGAAAGUGUUGACAUUGCAAAGCUAAAUAAUGAUGUCAAGAUUAAUAACAAUGAUAUUGAUGCAUAUAAUCGGGCAGCUGUUGAGAUACUCCAACACAGUGCCACUAAAAUGUGGAACUCCCCACGUCUGGCAGCAUCAGGGGCGACGUCCCCAGACGGCAUGUCCCUAAGUGCCACAGCCCUACGGCACUCCACUCAAAUACUACUCAACAUGUUCUGCAAUGACCACAUGAACUUCAACGAUGGCACUUGCUGUGCUCAGCCGGAGCCCUGUACUCAGUUGCAGCUGAUGACCUUCGCUCUUUUCUUGCUAUGCGCAGUGUUAGUGCUGAUGCGAUCAAUAUGGAAAUGGUCACAGACAAUAAAACAGAAAAUCGAAGGAUACUCGCUUGUGAAUCAGCCGGCAAUUACCAAACCGUCUCCAAUGGUGGCUCUGGCGAAGCUCGGAAUGAUAAUGGCAUAUUUCUAUUUGUGCGAUAGAACGAAUUUCUUCAUGAAGGAGAAUAAGUAUUACUCGGAGUGGAGUUUUUGGUUACCCGUGGGAUAUGUGUUCGCUUUGGGAUUGUUCUUCACGGAUGAAUCUAAAUCUACCAGACACAAACGCUUCAGCCAUUCCCGAGUGUUGCACCGGGAGCAGACAGACGAGUGGAAGGGAUGGAUGCAGCUGGUGAUCCUGGUCUAUCAGGUCACUGGGGCGAGUAAAGUCCUACCCAUUUACAUGAUGGUGAGGGCUCUGGUCUCCUCUUAUCUCUUCUUGACGGGUUACGGGCAUUUUUAUUACACGUGGAAGACUGGGGACACGGGAUUGGUUAGGUACUUUCGCGUGAUAUUUCGUCUGAAUUUCUUCACAAUAGUGCUUUGUUUGACAAUGAACCGACCCUACCAGUUCUACAGCUUCAUUCCACUGGUUUCUUUCUGGUAUACAUUGAUGUAUGCAAUAUUAGCCCUGCCACCUCAUAUUGCGCCAUUAUCGACCCACACGGCGGAGUCCAAGCCGUACCAGUACAUCAUCAUCGGGAUGAAGGUGGUGGGUCUGCUCUCGGUGGUUACAGUUCUAUUCCUCAGUGAGGUCUUCUUCCAGAAGAUCUUUGUAAUGAGACCGUGGAAAGCGCUUUUCGUCAACUCUGAUGAUGAUAUUCAUCAAUGGUGGCUGGACUGGAAGCAGGAUAGGUACUCCUUGGCCUACGGUAUAAUAUUUGCAAUAGCGUACCUCCUCGCACAAAGAUACAAUCUCCUAGACGACAACAAUCAUAGCAACUUGUUUACGCCCGGCAUAUCUCUUUCAGCGACACUUCUAGCGUUCAUAGGCCUCGGUAGUUAUAUAACAUUUACAUUUUUCUGCACAAACACAUUCGAUUGUAACGAAAUCCAUAGUUACGUAACUUUUCUGCCAAUAGUUAGUUAUAUUUUGCUUAGGAACGUCUCUGGCGCGCUUCGAACGCGUCACUCUAGUCUGUUCGCGUGGUUCGGAUGUAUAACACUGGAGUUGUUCGCGAGCCAGAGUCAUAUUUGGCUCGCGGCUGACACGCACGGAGUGUUAGUGUUGAUACCUGGUGCGCCGAUACUUAAUUUAAUCCUAACCUCGUACAUAUUUAUAUUUACGGCUCACGAAAUACACAAGUUGACGGGUAUUAUACUGCCGUACGCUGUGCCGGAUGAUUGGAGGCUGGUUUUGAGGAAUUUUGCAAUAUUUUUAGCGAUUUUAGUUCCGAUUGGAAUACAUGAUGGUAUGUUUUGA